Messenger RNA from Phytophthora infestans T30-4, 960 nucleotides. RefSeq names its product mitogen-activated protein kinase kinase kinase, putative. The transcript is spliced from 7 exons. The record is from RefSeq and is a predicted model, not a curated record. Bases 4 to 960 code for a protein of 318 amino acids. Gene Ontology annotation, molecular function: protein kinase activity; ATP binding. NCBI's taxonomy places the organism in Eukaryota, Oomycota, Peronosporomycetes, Peronosporales, Peronosporaceae. Gene Ontology annotation, biological process: protein phosphorylation.
GCUAUGCAAAGCGAGGAAGUGCCGGUGCAGUUCGCGCUGCUGCCGGGCGAGCCACUUGUUUGGCAGAAAGGACCAUCCGUCGGCAGUGGUCGGUUCGGAGAGGUCUCGGCAGCACUAAGAUUGCCAAGUGCGGAGCUGCUCGCGGUCAAGCAGAUUUUCAUCCAGGAGGAGUUUGAGCUCGGCAACGACGUGAGCUCGCUCUCAUUGCAGCGUGUGCAGAGCUGGGAGCAGAUUGAGCGCGAGCUGGACGUACUGCGGCUGCUACAGCACCAUGAACACUGCAAUAUCGUGCGCUUCCUCGGCCACGACUGCUACGGUCCGACUGUCAACAUGUUCAUGGAGUAUCUCCCGGCAGGUUCGCUUAGCAAACUGCUGAAGAACUUUGGUCCGUUCGACGAGGAAAUGGUACAGGCAUACACCCGUUAUGUUGUACGCGGCGUGGCACAUCUGCACAAGUUAGGGAUCGCUCAUCGUGACCUCAAGUGCGCCAACUUGCUGCUCGCGGACGACAAGCGUGGCGGAGUAAAGAUCGCAGAUUUCGGGACUGCAAAGAGGACGGUGGAGGGAGAACUAGAACGAGUUAUUGCAGAGGAGGGCGACCAGAAGCAGCCGAUAGAGACAGCGCGAUCAGUGCGCGAAGGCUUGGGAUCGCCGUUCUGGAUGGCACCAGAGAUUGUUCGCGCUGAAAAAGGAGCGGAUUCCUGGCGAAAGGCAGAUAUCUGGGGUAUCGGCUGUAUCGUGGUCGAGAUGGCAACGGGGAGACCUCCAUGGGAAAACUUGUCGAACCCGCUCACCGCCAUGUUCCACAUCGCCUCCGCGACCACUAUCCCAGAGUUCCCGACUCACCUGUCCCCCACAGCACACGCGUUCUUGUUGCUGUGUUUCGACAAGAACCCAAGCACGCGCGCCUCAGCAUCCGAGUUGCUCCAGCAUCCUUUCUUACGCGAGGAGACUGAAUGA